Messenger RNA from Drosophila guanche, 1040 nucleotides. It is a transcript of the gene Gr9a, whose product is annotated as putative gustatory receptor 9a. NCBI's taxonomy places the organism in Eukaryota, Metazoa, Arthropoda, Insecta, Diptera, Drosophilidae. The record is from RefSeq and is a predicted model, not a curated record. Gene Ontology annotation, cellular component: membrane; axon; dendrite. The transcript has 3 exons. Bases 15 to 1040 code for a protein of 341 amino acids. Gene Ontology annotation, biological process: sensory perception of taste.
UGCCUCCAGUUGCGAUGUCUGCAGACUGGUUAGAACGCUGCCUGGGCGGAUACUUUCAAUUACUUGGCCUGCGAUGCAGCUACUCCAACCGCCGUGUGGGUCGCCUGUUAAGCAGCCUCUACCUGGUGCUAGUGAUCAUUGAUUUGCUGGUACAGAUGAGGAACUAUGGCAGGGGGGAAGAGCUGAUGAUCGAUAGAAGGCUUUUCUUUCCCAAGGCCAUUCAGGCUGUGAAUGUGUUCUACAAGCUGGUCCAUGCACUGAUCGCCCUCUUUGCGCUAAUCGGAUGCCGGCGGGAGCGUCAUCUGCUGCAACAGCUGCCACCCACGCAUGCCACCGCAGCCGUCAAUCGUCUGGUGGCCCUGGAACUGCUCUUGGUUGUGUACGCCCUGACGAUUGCCAUUACCGAUGCCAUGAGGUUCGGGCAGUUCGUUGAGAACUUACGCUAUAUCUUCAGCUCUCAGGCGGUGCGCGCACGCUAUCUGCAGAUGCUCCUUCUGGUCCGACGCCUGCAGGCGCAGUUGGAGCAGCUACAGCGCCAGCUGAUCAAUUGCUCUCUGGAAGACUACCCGCAGCUGCGCUCCGCGUAUGCCCACUUGGCGAGGUUGUGCCGAUCUCUGUCGCAGCUCUAUGGUCCGUCGCUGCUGCUGCUGAAUGUGCUCGUUCUGGGCGACUUUCUCAUCGUUUGCAAUGUGUACUUCAUGGUGGGGCAUUUGGAAUCGGUGCAUGCCACGUGGCUGGUCUUCUGGCAGGCCGUCUACGUAGUGGUGCCCACACUCGUGAAGAUCUGGACAGUGUGCGCCGCCUGUGAUCGUUUUGUGGCAGGGUCAAAAAUUCUGCAACGGCAACUAAGCGAAAAGCGUGGCGGGACGUCCCAGGAGCGCAGCCAAAUUGAGGAAUUUUCCCUGCAAAUCAUGCAAGAUGCCUUGCAGUUCAAUGUCUGUGGCAUCUACCAUCUGAAUCUGCAAACUCUGGCAGCGAUGUUCUUCUUCAUAUUGGAAGUACUGGUCAUAUUUCUGCAAUUUGUGACCCUCAUUCAUUGA